GUAUAUUGUAAAAGCGUUUUGCGUUAGUGCAUUAUUGGAUUUAUAAAUAAUUUGCGAUCGGCUACACUGACAAACUAUUGAACCAAAGUCGACUUCGUCAGUAAAUGCUUCAACAUCGCAAUCAGUGCCCACGUUGACUACAGCAUACGAUAGCAUCUCGACGGCAUCGAAAGCGGUCGGGACUACAAUGCUGUGCGUCAUCAUAUCCACAACCAUUGUGGGCAACGUUUGCCUCUUUGCUGUUGUGCUGAGGUCAAAGGCACUUCGUAAUCUGACCAACAUGUUCAUCCUUGGCUUGGCAACUGCAGAUCUGCUCGUUGGUCUGACACAAAUGCCAAUCACGGUGUAUACGAUAAUCAAGGGUCGAUGGGAAUUUGCGCACAGCGGAUGCGUAGUUUUUAGGUUCCUGAACAUGGUAACACUGGUUACAAGCGUCUUGUCGUUAUGUAACAUUUCUAUAAAUAGAUACAUCAUGGUGUGUUAUCCACAGAAGUUCAAGGACAUCUACACGGUUCCAAACUCUGUGUUCAUGCUUAUAGGUGUUGUUAUAUUUUCGAUUCUACUCUCUCUGCCGCCUCUGAUUGGUUGGUCUGAGUAUGUUUACACGCCCUCGCAUUCGUUCUGUUUCACUGAUUGGCAGAACCACGUGUAGUACGCGUUCUUCAUGAUUGGAUGUUGCUUCGGGAUUCCUUUCAAUGGUUAUGUCAGUUUGCAAUGUGUUCAUUUUGAGAACCGUAAGGGCCAGCAGACUUCGUUUAAGAAACCGGAAAACCAUUGAUACAAAACGAGAAAACAUAUCAAAUGAAUCAAAUCUUGUGUCGUUUAAACGAUUUACUUUAAUCGUUUCAUUUUUUAGGUCUAUGAUAGAAAAGAAGAACCAAACAAGACCCACAGACUCACCAUUUGUAUCUUACAACAACAGCCAUUCAAUAUCGGAACCGAGUUCAGCACAAACCCACUCUAUUGUAGAUUUAUUAACUGCAGCAAACUUUGAUCCGUUUCACAAUACAUUAAAACCCAGUUCUUCUAAUGUUCAAGUGAGUUCACCAAAGUCACCAAAUUCAACAUUAAACCAGAAGCCAAUGAAUAGACUUAAUUAUCAAAACUGGAAACAGUCGUCAGAAAUAACACACUCAAGCGGAGGGUCACCAGAGCCAUCAAUUUCAAUUGAACCAUCCUCGGACGUGUCGCUUGUCGUACCUUCAAAUUCAGAAAUAGAAAUCAACGGUC
Molecule: messenger RNA, 1230 nt
Organism: Dreissena polymorpha
Lineage: Eukaryota; Metazoa; Mollusca; Bivalvia; Myida; Dreissenidae
Product: octopamine receptor 1-like
Exons: 4
Coding region: 188-652 (154 amino acids)
Biological process (GO): G protein-coupled receptor signaling pathway
Cellular component (GO): membrane
Molecular function (GO): G protein-coupled receptor activity
Source: RefSeq, a predicted model, not a curated record